AUGCCAUCUGAUAAUAUUAACUCUGUCGAGGAGAAAGUUGACAAUAUUCCCGACUCACCAGAGCCAGCAGAGGAGGAUGUUAUCAGCAUUCCCGACUCACCGGAGAGUCCCAAGCCAGCAGAGGAGGAUAUUAUCAGCAUUCCCGACUCACCAGAGAGCCCUGAGCCAGCAGAGGAGGAUAUUAUCAGCAUUCCCGACUCACCAGAGAGUCCUGAGCCAGCAGAGGAGGAUGUUAUCAGCAUUCCCGACUCACCAGAGAGUCCCGAGCCAGCAGAGAAGAGUAUUUUGAAUAUUCUCGAUUCACCAGAGAGCCCCGCACCAGCAGAGAAGGGUAUUUUGAAUAUUCCCGACUCACCGGAGAGUCCCGAACCAGCAGAGAAGGGGAUUUUGAAUAUUCCCGACUCACCGGAGAGUCCCGCACCAGCAGAGAAGGGUAUUUUAAAUAUUCCCGACUCACCGAAGAGUCCUGAGGAGGAUAUUCUGAUCAUUGAUGAGUCAUCAGAGAUUCCAAAGCCAGCUGAAGACAAUUUUACGGUGCCCGAGACAUCGGUGAGCAUCUCAGAAAAACAUCAACCUAUGGAUGUAGAUUCAUUGGAGGUGUUGGUAUCAGAUACCAGAAGUGAUGAGCCAACAUGA
Molecule: messenger RNA, 636 nt
Organism: Diachasma alloeum
Lineage: Eukaryota; Metazoa; Arthropoda; Insecta; Hymenoptera; Braconidae
Product: predicted GPI-anchored protein 58
Exons: 1
Coding region: 1-636 (211 amino acids)
Source: RefSeq, a predicted model, not a curated record